CGAGGAGCCCGCAGGAGCCGCGGAGAUGCUGAAGUCGCCCUGGGCGCGCUUCUACUCCAACAGCUGCUGCCUCUGCUGCCAUGUCCGCACCGGCACCAUCAUCCUCGGCGUCUGGUACCUGAUUAUCAAUUCAGUGGUAUUGCUGAUUCUGCUGAGUGCCCUGACUGAUCCUGACCAGUACCACCUAACCAGUGCUGAAUUAGGAGGUGAAUUUGAAUUUAUGGAUGAUGCCAAUAUGUGCAUUGCCACAGCAAUUUCUCUUCUUAUGAUUCUGAUCUGUGCAAUGGCUACAUAUGGCGCAUAUAAGCAACAUGCAGCUUGGAUCAUCCCUUUCUUCUGUUACCAGAUCUUUGACUUUGCUCUCAACACCUUGGUGGCCAUCAGUGUACUUGUCUACCCCAGCACAAUUCAGGACUACCUCCAUCAGUUGCCCAAUAAUUUUCCCUACAAGGAAGAGAUUAUGUCUGUGAACCCUACAUGUCUGGUUGUGAUUAUCCUCCUUUUCAUAAGUAUCAUUUUGGCGUUUAAGGGUUACUUGAUAAGCUGUGUGUGGAACUGUUACCGAUACAUUAAUGGCAGAAACAACUCAGAUGUGUUGGUGUACAUUACCACCAAUGACACUGCGGUCCUGUUGCCACCAUAUGAUGAUCCUGUGAAUGGCGCUGCUAAAGAUCCACCACCACCUUAUGUGUCAGCAUAAGUGAGAGAAUGCUGUGUACCUAGGGAGGAUAGCUUUACUUUUCAGACAUUGAAGCAAUAGUUUGAUAAUUUCACUUCCAGGAUAUAAACUCUAUGGGUUAUACAUUGCUGUUUUGCUGACAUAUUGAAACCUGAAUUGUAUGAUUAAAAUUAUGUAGAUAGUUUUAAUAAUUUGCUGCAACUACAGUAGUGAUUCAGAAACUAGUGAACUAGUUUCAGAACAAUUCUGGGUAGUGCUAAGGUUAUGGUAGUCACUGAAUAGAUUUGUCCACCAUAUCUGACAUGCAGUGCUAGAGAACGUAGAACUUUGCAUUCUCAAUCAGGUUCAGAGUGUAACUUCCUUUUUUUUUUUUUUUUGUUUGAAAAACUUCCAAAGCAUUACAAAUGUGUUUCUCAGAUGCCCACUGUCACCUUCAGAAUACAGACCAAGUCAAAAAAAUGACAUUCCACUUCAUUCCUGUUCUGUGAGAAUUUAUUAAGUUAUUAUGCUAUGAAGGAUGAUGAUUGCAAGAAGAAUGAGUCUUACGCACUAUUCUCAUCAACCUGGCUAAUGGGAAACAAAUGUAAUUUGGAAAAAUAAGUAUAGGAAAUGAGAGUAGACAAACUCUGAUGUGUAACAAGCCAGAACCUGUGGUCUACACGGACUCACUUUGUCCCAGCCUGCAACCAUUCUAAUGCUCAAAAAAAAGAGUUCUCACCAACUUCUGGUAAUUUUCUUCUCCUGCCUAUGCACCUUUUUCCUCCCCAUCAACUUCACCAAUAGUAUUCUGAGGUCACAGAAUUCCUGCUUUCAAAGUCCCAUGGUUAGGUGACAAAGAUGCAUCUUUUCGCACUCAAUAUGCAAAUGUUUUCUCACUGGCAUGUGCCUGUAAAUAUCGCAAUGUUCUGCUGAGUGUGAACUAAAUUAUGCAGAUUCUAAGAUAUAUGUUCCCGACCUAUGGGAAAUUUAUGCAUGUAACUUCCUCAAGCGUUAGCAGAUAUGUUUUGUGUGGUUCUCAUAUACAUCAAUGUGGGGAUUUUAGAUUCCUCUUAUGACUGAACUGGUUGUGCUGAGAAUCUUUCUCAUGAGACUCAUCCAUCCAUGAAUGCUUGUGUGAGGUAUUUAUUUCUUCCCCAGAGAAGUGCCUCCUGCACAUGUAACUUUUUGUUGUUGAUGAAAGUUCUACUUUUAAUUGAAAAGGAACAGGAAAAGGAAAUACAAUGUGUGUCUCUACCUCUCAUCGUUUCCCCCUGUGUUGUUUCCUCUGCAUUUGGGGUGAUUGAAGAGGCUGAAGCUAGACUGAUGAGAUUGCACACCACCCCAGGUAAAGGGCAGUGCAGAGCUGAGCCACAGUUUGGAAGGGCACCAGCAGAAACCUAGGUGCUGUUUCUCCUGUGACUGGGCUGGCAUGUGAGUCUACACCUUUCCUAAGGAGGACACCCAUUCUCACCCUCAGUGCAUUGACUCCAUUCUACAGACUGAAGAAGAGUGGAGCAUUUCCUGCCUUUUUCUGGAAAAGAGCUUUCCAGGGGAACACAGGACCAACAACUUCUUUUCACAGAGGUUGCCACUGGGACCUGUCCUUGCAAAAGCCAGGGAAGGAAGGGCCAGACUGUUUUUGCCUGUCUCUUCCACCCCCCUGGGAAAAGGAAGGUCCCCAUCUGCUUGUUGGAUUUUUACUUCAGGGUUCAUCUACUCUGAGAUCAAACUGAGCAAUGCUUUUUGACUGAACCAGUCCUGAAGUCCAUUCAUUGAUUUCUGUCACAGUCCUAUUGCUUCCUUCAGAACAACUCCAUGUAUUAUUAUCUCAUUACAGUUAUCUUUGGGAAUCAAUCUGAAUUUGGGGGUUGGGCUGGCUGACUGGGCUUCUGAGCUUCAUUUUCUUUCAUUCUCAACAGAUCUGUGAAGGAUUUUAAAGAGUCAUCUGUUUGACAAAAGCUGGUUGUAAAUACAUUGCAUCUGUGUAUACAAACUUCUCUACAAUAAAAGGGUGUUUCCUCAA
This is a messenger RNA of Athene cunicularia (burrowing owl), 2681 nucleotides long. RefSeq names its product lysosomal protein transmembrane 4 beta (gene LAPTM4B). Gene Ontology annotation, cellular component: lysosomal membrane. The record is from RefSeq and is a predicted model, not a curated record. The coding region runs from base 26 to 700 and encodes 224 amino acids. NCBI's taxonomy places the organism in Eukaryota, Metazoa, Chordata, Aves, Strigiformes, Strigidae. The transcript has 7 exons.